Messenger RNA from Ficedula albicollis (Collared flycatcher), 1151 nucleotides. It is a transcript of the gene BTG4, whose product is annotated as BTG family member 4. NCBI's taxonomy places the organism in Eukaryota, Metazoa, Chordata, Aves, Passeriformes, Muscicapidae. The record is from RefSeq and is a predicted model, not a curated record. The coding region runs from base 180 to 920 and encodes 246 amino acids. Gene Ontology annotation, cellular component: nucleus; cytoplasm. The transcript has 5 exons. Gene Ontology annotation, biological process: negative regulation of mitotic cell cycle; negative regulation of cell population proliferation.
GCCUUUGUGUGCUGGGGAUGUCACUGUGUGAGUGACCCAGGACUUUGGGGAUUUUAUCUGUUUUUUUUGGUGCCUAUUUAAGCUGUUUGUGAAGUUUAUCUCAAGUUUUUACUGUCUCUGCUGUGAAAAGUUCCCUCUCUGCCCCAGCAGCUCGAGCACCUCCUGUGCUGCAAUUCCAGAUGAAAGAUGAAAUUGCUGCUGCAGUUUUCUUCAUCACCAAGCUGGUGAAGAGGGAGGGCAAGCUGAGCAAGGAUGAAAUAGAGAAGUUUGCAGAAAAGCUGACCACGAUCCUGUUUGAGAAGUACAAAAAUCACUGGCACCCAGGCAAUCCAUGCCGAGGCCAAGCCUUCAGCGGCGUUUUUGCCGCUGUUGUCACAGUUAGAUUGGCGCGAAUCACGGACGCGGUCCCAGCUCCAGGUGCGCUCUGCUCCCGCAGGUGUAUCAGGAUAAACAAGCAGCAGCCCCGGGAGCCCCUGCUGGAGCAGGCGUGUGCGGACAGCGGGCUGGACUCCAGCCUGCUGGGCUUGCCCAAGGAGGUGACGGUGUGGGUGGAUCCCUUGGAGGUGUCCUGCAGGUACGGGGAGAGGAACCAGCCCUUCAGCGUGGCUCGCUUUGAUGGGAGGGAGAACCCCGAGCUGCCCCAGCACAUCAGCCUGGCUGUGGCCAAGGCAGCCCUGGAUUAUGACUCAGGAACCUCCUCGGACGAGGAGAGCUUCAGCAGGGAGCCCAGAGCCAUCCCCACUGUCAGCAACCCCAACAGCAUCUACCAGGCUCCCCCCCUGCCCUGGUGGCAGUACCAGCACAGGAAGCCCCACCUGGCCGAGGGCUCCCACUUUGGCCAGCACAGGGGCUACAGGGGCUACGGGCCUGGGGCCACCCCCUGUGUGGACAGGUACCACUGGAUCAACCCCAAGAAGUAGAGCCAGGGCUCCUUCUGGGUUUUACAGCCCUGAUUUUGGGAUGGGGUGAAGGCUGGCACUGCAAAACCUCACGAAAAGAGCGCUUCUUGUCUAAUCCCUGCCCCUGACUCUAUUUAUUAAUAUUUUGAGGGGGGGUUUAUCACAGAUUUUUACUAGUUUUAAUUGAUGUUAAUAUAAGAAUAAAGAUGUCAUGCGAGAUUUUUCUUGUGAAUUUAAAAAGGAAAUGCAUAA